CGUGCGUUAUAAGGAGCAAUUUGUUAAGCUCCCAAAUGCCGCGGAGAUUUACCUCAUGUGCAAGAUGAUUUCAAAUCGCAGACGUGGAAUCGUGCCUCCUCGACGACAAUUGCCAAUGCAUUUGAUGAUACGCCUCAUGAAACGCAAGAAAGAGAGAAUGUUUUUUCUUAUGAUUGAAUGGAUAAUGGCGCAGCUGAUCAUACGUGCUCCGGGGUUAAAAAUACAGAUGAAGGACGAAACACAAUCAGAUGGUGCAGGGGACCUGGAGAAGAAUGAGAGAACCCAAUCUGAAGGUCUCUGA
This is a messenger RNA of Amorphotheca resinae ATCC 22711, 301 nucleotides long. RefSeq lists its product as hypothetical. The record is from RefSeq and is a predicted model, not a curated record. NCBI's taxonomy places the organism in Eukaryota, Fungi, Ascomycota, Leotiomycetes, Helotiales, Amorphothecaceae. Bases 56 to 301 code for a protein of 81 amino acids. The transcript has 2 exons.